AACGACGCCAUCACCACCACCCGCAGCUACACCCGCAAUGGCCUCCAAGCUGACCCCGUUUGUGUUCCGGAGCGGCCCUCGGGCCUUGCGACAGCUCCAAAGGACUCAAUGGCGGGCCUUUAGCGUCACAGCGCCCUCGCGAAGCGACUCCCUCAUGGUGCACCGGAAUACGCCAGAGAAUAAUCCGUCGAUACCGUUCAAAUUCACGCCGCAGAAUGAGCAGCUCAUCCAGGAGAUCCUCGCUCGAUACCCCUCACAGUACAAGAAGGCGGCUGUGAUGCCGCUUCUCGACCUUGGGCAGCGACAGCACGGUUUCACAAGCAUCAGCGUCAUGAACGAGGUGGCUCGGAUACUGGAGAUGCCUCCAAUGCGCGUCUACGAGGUGGCGACCUUCUACACCAUGUACAAUCGGAACCCGGUGGGCCGAUUCCACGUCCAGGUCUGCACAACGACACCGUGCAUGUUGCGCGACAGUGAUGCGGUAAUGAAGGCCUGUGAGGAUUUUCUCGGCAUCCACCACGGUCAGACAACCAAAGACGGCCUUUUCACAUUUACCGAAGUAGAAUGCCUCGGCGCCUGCGCGAAUGCACCCAUGGUGCAGAUCAACGAUGACUACUACGAAGACCUCACAUACGAUACCACUGUGUCGCUUCUCAAGGCUCUUCAACACGCUGCGGAGGCCACUGGCGCAAAGCCAGGAGAGACCGGCCUUGCUGGCGAAGCUGGCAAAGGCGCCAUCACUGGCGAGGACCGCAACGUUAAAAGCGGAAAUGAAAUCAACGAGCAGGGACGCGCAUAUGAGGCUAGCGGUGUCAAGGUGCCAACACCAGGCCCUCUGAGCGGAAGGAAGAGCUGCGAGCCGGCUAGCGGCUUGACCUCGCUCACCAGCGAACCGCCCACAGGUCCCGAGAUGCUGAGAAAAGAUGGUGCUCUAUGAGACCUGUAUAUAUGAAACACCCGCAAUACCAUUUUCUUUGAAUCAUUCGACCGUUCAGCUCCAAUAUUUGGCGUUAAGAAUUCAACGUGUUCUCGAAGCAUAAGUGUAGCCUCU
Messenger RNA from Trematosphaeria pertusa, 1051 nucleotides. RefSeq lists its product as uncharacterized. Lineage: Eukaryota; Fungi; Ascomycota; Dothideomycetes; Pleosporales; Trematosphaeriaceae. Gene Ontology annotation, molecular function: NADH dehydrogenase activity. The transcript has 4 exons. The record is from RefSeq and is a predicted model, not a curated record. Bases 38 to 937 code for a protein of 299 amino acids.